This is a messenger RNA of Cuculus canorus (common cuckoo), 801 nucleotides long. RefSeq names its product heat shock protein 30-like. Lineage: Eukaryota; Metazoa; Chordata; Aves; Cuculiformes; Cuculidae. Gene Ontology annotation, biological process: response to heat; protein refolding. The transcript has a single exon. The record is from RefSeq and is a predicted model, not a curated record. The coding region runs from base 69 to 647 and encodes 192 amino acids. Gene Ontology annotation, molecular function: protein folding chaperone.
GAGCAGAGCGCUCCGAGAGGAGAAAAACAACAGCAGCGAAAACAGCAGCAAAAGAAGCAGCAGCGACGAUGUUUUGCCGCAUGCACCUCGCACCAUUCGCCUCCAGCUCCCUGGCCACCCGCUUGGGCACGGUGAGAACCCUCUGGCCGCACGCAGAGACCAUCUUCACCGAACUGCAGCAGGAGAUGGAGAAAGCUCGGGAGUUCAUGAGCAGCUUCGAGCAGCUCCUGACCAGCCAAGGAGCCAUGGCCUUGGAGAGAGCCCCGAGCACCAGCGCUGCCCUGACCCAGAGCUCCGGAGAAGGCUUCUCUGUCUGCCAGGACGUCAAGAACUUCGCUCCCGAGGAGCUGUCGGUGAAGGUGGUGGGCAGGAAGGUGGUGCUGGUGGGGCAGAAGGAGACGCAGAACACCGAUGAGAAGGGCUCCUUCUCCUACAAGUAUGAGGUGCUCAAGCGGGAGUGGGACGUGCCCGAGGAGGUGGAUGCCGAAGCGCUGACCUGCUCCCUGUCCAAGGAGGGUCAGCUUCGCAUCGAAGCCCCCAAGCUGGCCCUGCCGGCCACCUCAGAGAGGAAUGUCCCCAUCCAGAUGGGCUCUGCAGCCCCACAGCCCGGACCAGCCUCCGAGAACGGAGCCACCAACAAAGCCUAAGAUGUAACGGGAGGAGUGAUGGCCCACGGCAGGACCGGAGCAGACAGGGGCAAGUCUUGGGUUUUAGUCCAGACAAGCUCCAUCAACAAUGAUGUCAUUUUUUUUCACUAUACUGGAAUGUUUUUGUAUCCAAUAAAAUAGCUUUUGCAUACAA